Ochotona curzoniae (black-lipped pika) is the source of this 1388-nucleotide messenger RNA. RefSeq names its product T-box transcription factor 19 (gene TBX19). Bases 29 to 1369 code for a protein of 446 amino acids. The transcript is spliced from 8 exons. Gene Ontology annotation, cellular component: nucleus. Gene Ontology annotation, molecular function: DNA-binding transcription factor activity, RNA polymerase II-specific; RNA polymerase II cis-regulatory region sequence-specific DNA binding. NCBI's taxonomy places the organism in Eukaryota, Metazoa, Chordata, Mammalia, Lagomorpha, Ochotonidae. Gene Ontology annotation, biological process: positive regulation of DNA-templated transcription; regulation of transcription by RNA polymerase II; heart morphogenesis. The record is from RefSeq and is a predicted model, not a curated record.
CUGCAAAGUUGGAGAGGGGCCUGAGGCCAUGAGCGAGCUGAUCUCCAAGCAGAGCAGCGAGGGCAUGGUGUCCCGCCUGCUCCAUGUGGUGGAGAGUGAGCUGCAGGCCGGGAGGGAGAAAGGCGACCCUACAGAGAAGCAGCUGCAGAUCGUCCUGGAGGAUGCCCCGCUCUGGCAAAGAUUCAAGGAAGUCACUAACGAGAUGAUUGUGACCAAGAACGGCCGACGGAUGUUCCCUGUCCUAAAGAUCAGCGUCACGGGGUUGGACCCCAAUGCCAUGUACUCCCUCCUGUUGGAUUUUGUGCCCACGGACAGUCACCGUUGGAAGUACGUCAAUGGCGAGUGGGUGCCUGCGGGUAAACCCGAGGUCUCCAGCCACAGCUGUGUCUACAUCCAUCCCGACUCCCCCAACUUUGGAGCCCAUUGGAUGAAAGCUCCCAUCUCCUUCAGCAAAGUGAAACUGACCAACAAGCUCAACGGAGGUGGGCAGAUAAUGCUGAAUUCUCUGCAUAAAUAUGAGCCACAGGUUCACAUAGUGCGCGUUGGAGGCACACACCGCAUGGUAAUGAACUGCUCCUUCCCCGAAACCCAGUUCAUAGCGGUGACUGCCUAUCAGAACGAAGAGAUAACAGCUCUCAAAAUCAAGUACAACCCAUUUGCCAAAGCCUUCUUGGAUGCCAAGGAAAGAAAUCACCUGAAAGACGUCCCGGAAGCAGUCUCUGAGAGCCAGCACGUGACGUAUUCUCACUUGGGAGGCUGGAUCUUCUCCAAUCCUGAGGGCAUGUGCACAACAGGGAACACCAACUAUCAGUAUGCUGCUCCUUUGCCCCUGCCUGCUCCCCACACCCACCCUGGCUGUGAGCACUUCUCCGGCCUCCGAGGACACCGGCCAGCUCCCUACCCCUCCGCGUACAUGCAUCGAAACCACUCUCCCUCAGUGAAUUUGAUAGAAAGCUCAAGCAAUAACCUGCAAGUUUUCUCGGGACCCGACAGCUGGACUUCCUUAUCCUCGACACCCCAUGGCAGUAUCCUCUCUGUACCCCACACCAAUGGACCAAUCAACGCAGGGCCUAGUGCCUACCCGUGCCUGUGGACCAUCAGCAAUGGCGCCGGGGGCCCUGUGGGGUCGGGCCCAGAGGUGCAUGCCAGUGCCUCGGGAGCAUUUCUUCUCAGUAACACAGCCGUGACGUCACCCCCGUCUGUGCUCCCUGCUCAAGUACCUGCUUCAGCUGGCGUGGAGGUUCUGGCGGAGCCCUCGCUUACCAGCAUCGCUGUGUCCACCUGGACAGCAGUGGCCUCGCAUCCCUUCCCUGGCUGGGGUGGCCCAGGUGGGGGUGGGGGCCAUUCUCCCUCCUCGUUGGACAGUUAGAGAGGAUCCCAGGACCCUC